This is a messenger RNA of Peromyscus eremicus (cactus mouse), 605 nucleotides long. It is a transcript of the gene Smim44, whose product is annotated as small integral membrane protein 44. The transcript is spliced from 2 exons. Bases 56 to 454 code for a protein of 132 amino acids. The record is from RefSeq and is a predicted model, not a curated record. NCBI's taxonomy places the organism in Eukaryota, Metazoa, Chordata, Mammalia, Rodentia, Cricetidae.
CGGGCAGCAGCGCCCUAAUCCCAGCUCAUCCCCUAAUCGCCCGGUGUGGCCAGCCAUGGCGGGGUCGGCCGCGGGCCAGGCGGAGGCCUGGAGCCCCCCGGCCCUGUACGAGGAGUACCGGCCGCCCCCGCUGGACGCCGUCCGCCUGCCCCGCUACGCCCUGUACCUGCUGAUGGCCGCCAUCCUGGUGGUGGCCGUGGCCUACGCCAUCGUCGGCCACCUCAUCAAAGACCUCGCCCACGACCUGGCCGACUGGGCCUUUGGCCCCAAGCCAGACCAGGAGGACGGGCCCCGGGAGCUGCGGGCGAGCCUGGCCGCGGAAGACCUGGAGGAGCUGGACCUUCAGCUGGCCCUGGCCUGGCGCGGGGAGGAGGACGCCGCGCGGGCCCCUCGCCGCCCCUCCAUCACUUUCCGGGACCCGCCCGUGCAGACCGGCUUUCGGAGGCUGGACUGACCCGGCGGGGCGGCCGUGCCCACGCCCCCUGUGUCCCCACCACCUGUGUGUGUAACGUGUUUGUUGUGUGACACAGGGUCUGGCUGGCCUGAAACUCAGAAUCCCCCUGCCUCAGCUUGAGUGCUGGGAUUGCAGACACCCCCCCCCCCCC